Messenger RNA from Pseudomassariella vexata, 1623 nucleotides. RefSeq names its product P-loop containing nucleoside triphosphate hydrolase protein. The coding region runs from base 386 to 1573 and encodes 395 amino acids. The record is from RefSeq and is a predicted model, not a curated record. The transcript has 3 exons. Gene Ontology annotation, molecular function: ATP hydrolysis activity; ATP binding; GTP binding. Lineage: Eukaryota; Fungi; Ascomycota; Sordariomycetes; Amphisphaeriales; Pseudomassariaceae. Gene Ontology annotation, cellular component: cytoplasm.
AAUUCUCUCCAAUCCUGUCCACCCACAGAGCAGAGCGCAAAAAGCUUUUCGCUUCCUGCCCUGCCCCUCCAUUUUCAAUGUGAAGCUCGCCAACUUCCAUUGAGGACGAGGCUGUCCACUCCCUUCCCACUCACACGACCAACACCGAACCACUGAGCUUAGUUGCUGCAGUGUUAUUCUUCCUCUGAGUCCGGGGCUGAGAAACCAGCCCGUACCUCCCAAAACGUCGUCCAUAUUCUCUCCCCAUCCUUUCACUUCUCUUUCCCGCCGCCUUAUACCCCUCGCAGCUAGCUCUGCGCUUCAUCCCACCUUCGUGCCUAGCUGCAUUGCCACCCACAUCUACAUCACCGUUCGCGGCUACGCAGCCAAAAGAGGCAGCAAGAAAAUGGCGCCCAAGAAGGGAGCAAAGGAAGAGGAGAAGAUCCUUUUGGGUCGCCCUGGAAAUUCCUUGAAGAGUGGCAUCGUUGGUCUUGCCAAUGUCGGCAAGUCGACAUUGUUCCAAGCCAUCACCAAGUGCCAUCUCGGAAACCCGGCUAACUUCCCUUAUGCUACCAUUGACCCUGAAGAGGCUCGCGUUAUUGUGCCCGACGAGCGGUACGAUUGGCUCUGCGAGAAGUACAACCCCAAGUCGCGCGUGCCUGCAAAUUUGACCGUCUAUGAUAUCGCCGGUCUAACUCGUGGUGCAUCGACUGGCGCUGGUCUUGGCAAUGCCUUCUUGUCGCACAUUCGCGCCGUCGAUGCCAUCUUCCAAGUCGUACGAUGCUUCGACGACGCCGAGAUCAUCCACGUCGAGGGUGACGUCAACCCAAUCCGAGAUCUCGACAUCAUCGCCGAGGAGCUGCGUCUAAAGGACAUCGAGUUUACUGAGAAGGCACUCGAGAACCAGAAGAAGAAGACCCGCGUGGGUGGUCAAAGUCUCGAGGUGAAGAAGGCGAAGGAAGAAGAAGCCACGAUCGAGAAGAUUCUUGCAUGGCUUAAGGAUGGCAAGGACGUCCGAAAGGGCAACUGGUCACCUAAGGAGGUUGAAGUCAUCAACCCCCUAUUCCUGCUCUCUGCGAAGCCGGUGGUCUACCUCGUGAAUCUUUCCGAGAAGGACUACACGCGCAAGAAGAACAAGCACCUUCCCAAGAUUGCUGAGUGGAUGAAGGAGCAUGCGGCUGGCGAUCCCAUCUUACCUAUCUCUAUCUGCUUUGAGGAACGUCUGACUCAAUUCGAGACAGAGGCUGAAGCCGCCGAAGAGUGCAAGAAGCUUGGCAUUGAGUCGGCUCUGCCUAAGAUCAUUCUCCAGAUGCGCAAGGUUUUGAACCUGGGCAGUUUCUUCACAACUGGCACGGACGAGGUUAGACAGUGGACGAUUCGCAACGGCACGAAAGCGCCACAAGCUGCUGGCGUUAUCCACACCGAUUUUGAGAAGACAUUCAUUCAGGCCAUAGUAUAUAACUUCAAGAUCUUGAAGGAGCUGGGCGAUGAGAGUGAGGUUAAGGCGAAGGGUAAGAUCAUGACAAAGGGCAAAGACUACGUGGUGGAAGAUGGUGACAUCUUACUCAUCAAGGCUGGCGCUGCCAAGGGUUAAUGUACCUAUAUAGACUUAUAAAUGCAACAUGACCUGAGCAUGAAAAUCAC